UUUUGCCAUGUCAUUCGUUCAUUCACACAACACAAGGACCUCUCUGUUUCGUCUUCCUCCCAUUACACCACUUCCGAUUCUCCUUCGCUUCCACAUCUAAGUCUCAUAAAGUUCAUUUGCUUAUCAUAAAGUCUCAUCUAGCAUCGAGCGAAUCAUCUUUCACGUUUCAAUCGAAUCCACGCGGUGUUUCUGGUUCAGCCUCGAGAUCGAACCGGAAACCGCCGUUGAAGAUCGAGCCGCCGAACAGAACCGAGUGGAUCCAAUUAGCAACCGCAAAUCCCCAGCCAGAGCAGCUUCCCGUACAUGUGUCCGCGGAAGAGAAGAUGCAUUACAGAGGAGUGAGGAUGAGGCCGUGGGUGAAAUUCGCGGCGGAGAUCCGAGAUCCGAACCGUCGGGGAACUAGGGUUUCGCUCGGGACGUUUGACACGAAGAUCGAAGCCGCUAGGGCUUACGACCAAGCAGCGUUUAAACUUCGAGGGUCUAAGGCCAUUGUGAAUUUCCCGCUUGAGGUAGGGACGUGGAAUCAACACGCUGACGUUGGACAGAACAAACGGAAGCGAGACGGAGAGGAAGAACAUACUUUUACGACAACCCGUUGCACCGGAGAAACCGUUCUCUCCAACCACCACCUUUCCCCGCCGAUCUCGCCGACGUCCAUCGCUCAUCUCGCGAGAAAGCAAACAAUCGGAUCUUUACUUUCUUACUCAACCUAUAUUAAGAGGCUUGAGGUCCGCCAAUUCAUAUAAUGAGAUUAAUAGCCA
Molecule: messenger RNA, 761 nt
Organism: Brassica napus (rape)
Lineage: Eukaryota; Viridiplantae; Streptophyta; Magnoliopsida; Brassicales; Brassicaceae
Product: ethylene-responsive transcription factor 5-like
Exons: 1
Coding region: 324-746 (140 amino acids)
Biological process (GO): ethylene-activated signaling pathway; regulation of DNA-templated transcription
Molecular function (GO): DNA-binding transcription factor activity; DNA binding
Source: RefSeq, a predicted model, not a curated record